GUUGCGCUAAAGUGAUUUGACCACGGAUUUUUCGGGGCUCCGAGUUCAGACGAGAUACACAUACGCGCACUCACACCGUCUUACGUUUCAAAUAGGCAGCAGCGAGACGGAAAACAAAAUGUCGACCAUUUGCCUUUUCCUGUAUUACUUUUUCUGACCGAUCUGUAAAAGAUCUGAGCUGGGGAAAUGAAGUUCCGAGCCCUAAUGCAGGACCCGCAGUACAUGCGAGAAUUUCAGGCUAUUGUGGCCACAUUGGCCAAACUGGCAAAGGAUUGCGUGAUGAUCCUGGGCCCUCGGCAGAUGCACUUCAUCGUGAACGAGGAUCAAAGCUCCACUGCAUCACCAUUGGUUUGGGCCAGCAUUGCAGCCGAGGAGUACUUUCCAGAGUAUCGCAUGGAAGCAGCCCUUCCGGAACAUGAAUUUAUAGUUCUGAGCAUGUCUUCGGCGAGUCUCGGAAGAGCUUUAUCUGUGCUCCGGAAUGUAGGCACUAACAACUGCAAAUUUAAGCUGCAAAGAAUUCAGUUUCCGUGCAUUUCCGUAAUAGCCACCGUGCUCUUGUCUUCUUCUACAGAAGCCCGAGAAGUGGUACACGAUGUUCCAGUGAGCAUAAUACCGGCCAGCGAUUGGCCUGCUUAUGUCGUUCCAAAAGUUCCAAACUCGCAAUUGGUUCUGAGUUUGCCAACUUUGAGAUUGCUUCGAAGUCUCAUCGAUAAACUAAAAAAUGUAUCUCCUAGCCUGGAAUUCCAGGUCAACAUUGAUGGAGAGCUCAAUGUUAUAGCUACUUCUGAAAUGUCCACUGUGACCAGUCGUUUUCAGAAACUAUUGCUACGAUCUCUGGAAGCUUCCCAGCAGGAGGCAUCAUGCUGCGUGGAUUCAAGGAAAGCCUCUGCCUUCUUCGGAUCUCUGCAAGUGUCCAAUGACGAACUGACCAUUGGGAUAGAUCGAGACCAUUCCAUCCAUAUGCAGAUCGAUGUGCGACAGGAUGUAGUACUGCACUCCAUUCUGCCCGCUGUUUGUGUUUAGCUAAAGAUCAGUUUUGAAUUUGAGUUAUUACCAUGAAAUAAAUGUGUCCUGAUGCUAAGUGAAAA
Molecule: messenger RNA, 1088 nt
Organism: Drosophila rhopaloa
Lineage: Eukaryota; Metazoa; Arthropoda; Insecta; Diptera; Drosophilidae
Gene: Hus1-like
Product: checkpoint protein HUS1
Exons: 2
Coding region: 187-1023 (278 amino acids)
Biological process (GO): meiotic DNA integrity checkpoint signaling; nucleotide-excision repair; telomere maintenance
Cellular component (GO): checkpoint clamp complex; site of double-strand break; nucleolus
Source: RefSeq, a predicted model, not a curated record